Messenger RNA from Oldenlandia corymbosa var. corymbosa, 1812 nucleotides. The record is from the annotation of a GenBank genome assembly. Lineage: Eukaryota; Viridiplantae; Streptophyta; Magnoliopsida; Gentianales; Rubiaceae.
CUUCAACCUUUGACUCAGAAGAACUCCAAGCUUUGGAGUUUAAGAAGAAAUGGGUUUUUCCUUCUGUUGUUGAUUAAAUAUUUGAUGUGGGUUUUUUGUGUCUUCGUCUAAAAUUCGUGGAACAACACAGUAUGCACUGAUUUGACCAGAUGAAUACGCUGUGAGGUUCUUGCCAUGGCUUAUUAGAAGGUCUGACUGUAAUGGAGAGGAGUUGCAGUGAUUCCCCAGUUCUGCACAUGGAAGUUGCUCAUCCGAUUCCACUGUCUGACUCUUGGGAAAUCCCUGCUGAAUUGAUUUGGGAGAUCCUAAAAUGGGUUCCUAUAAAAUGCCUUAUGAGAUUCAAGAGUGUUUGCAAGUUGUGGCUAUCUAUAAUUCUGGAUCCUGCCUUUGCAAGAGCCCACCUCCGUGGUUAUGAAGGACUCCUUUUCAUAGGUCCUUCUCGUUCUGCACCGAAACACAGCUUUUUCCAUGUGAACCUGGAUAACAAUCCAACUGAACUUCGCCUCCACCUAACCAGGGAUCAUGGCGAUAAGAAAAUGGAUCGCACUAACGUUGUGAAUGGCCUUGUAUGCUUUUUCAACGGCAGUUCCUCAUGCUUGUUCAACAUUGCUACCCGUGAAAUCACGCUUCUUCCGCCCUCAACUGCAGAACUUCGAACUCGUGGUUACUAUUUGGGUUUUGAUCCGGUCAAUAGAUUAUACAAGUUGCUUAGAAUCCAAAUCAAAGCGCGUAAAUUGGGAUGUGAGAUUCUCUCAAUUGGCCUGGAUGCAUCUUGGAGACCCGUUGAUGGCCCACCCAAGAACAUAAUAGAGGAUAAAAGUGUGUGUUACAAUGGAGUUUUGUACUGGAUGGAAACGAAUUUGAAUAAAGAACCACAUUAUCGCGUUGCUUUUGAUCUUGGUCGAGAGAAGUUUCAGAUCCUUCCAUCCCCGCCUGGGGAAGAACGCAGGCCAUUCUCUGUUGGGAGAUUUGGGCCUAGUCUUACUCUAAUGUCUUGGGUGGGGGAUUAUACUGUUCGCGGCUGGAAUUGGGAGGGAUUUAUUUCUCGCUGUUGUAAUGAUGGUAUUGGCAGAGAUUCAGGGUGGGUGUGGGCUAAUGAGCGAGAAUUCAAGAUAUCUUUCUCCCGUGAAUAUGUGCCUUGCUUAAGGGGUCUUCUUCCCAAUGGAAAGGCAUUGAUUACUGAUGUUCGUGCUGGUAAAUCAACCCCAGGUCCCUUUUACUUGUUUGAUCCACCCAAGGGGGAGUUUGAAACUAUCCAGGUUCAUGGAACAACUGAGUCAGCUUCAGUACUGUUCAAAAAUGAGGCUGAUAUUUUCUAUUAUAAGGAGAAUAUCAUCUCAUUAAAGUCUUUGAUUUCCAGCAGGUAAGUUAUGUUGGUUGGCUUUUUACUUGACUGAUCUGAAAAAUCUCGAUUGCACCAAUGGAGAGGUCUUGGCGUUUAACUAGUCCUAUUCUGUGAAUUAUUUACCUUAGAGAGUAGAGAUGAGGCUUAAACUUGAAAGGUUGGUCGAACAGACAUUGUCGUCUUAGCUAUUUGUACAGUUAGCGCUGUAGGAAACAGGGGGAAGCUUUUUCUUAUUAUGUCUCUUUUUUUUGUGUUCUAGCUUUGUUGUGAAAGCUGCCUAAAGCUUCUUUCGUUUCUGUUUUGGGUUAAUGGUAAAUUAUGCUAGUCUAAAAUCCGCGGGCGAUUUUCUCCUUUCUGUAAGAAGCUCGCGGUAUUAGUAGUGUCUUGGUGUAAUGUUAUGAGGAUAAUGACUGUGCCCCCAAGAAGUUUUGUAUGUGCAUCAUCACCUAUAUAGAGAUGAAAGACUG